Didymosphaeria variabile is the source of this 1110-nucleotide messenger RNA. RefSeq lists its product as uncharacterized. Bases 1 to 1110 code for a protein of 369 amino acids. The transcript is spliced from 3 exons. The record is from RefSeq and is a predicted model, not a curated record. NCBI's taxonomy places the organism in Eukaryota, Fungi, Ascomycota, Dothideomycetes, Pleosporales, Didymosphaeriaceae.
AUGGCUCGCACACCAUCGCCCGGAGAGUACGUGCUCCUCAAUUAUUAUGCCGCCUCAACAGAUAUGCAUGACUUUGUACCUAUGGCAGGACACUCGAACAAGGCUUUGCAAGCUGCUCACGACCGCGUCCUCGAUGAAAUGGAGUCGCCGGGAUCCAGCCUCGACCAUUGGAGGCUUGUCACUGAAGGUCAGCGCAAAUCCAACUUUCUACCAACACCCUCGCCGAGCACCGACUACGAAUUUGUGGAAGGAUCUGAUGAAGACGAGUUCGAAAUCGCGAAGCAAAUGAGCCUCCUUCAUUGGAACACAGGAAACAACAAGAGAUCUUUUGCAACAUCAUCUCUGCGAAGAGACUACAAAAAGGCUCGUGUUACUCCUCAGUACUGCUCUACCAGUGAUGCGAAUGAUCUACGGAAUCACCUGAUUUCUUUAGAAAAGGAUAGCACAGCAAGCUCGACCACAACAGGCACAAGGCGUCAGAAUACGGCGAAAUUAGAUUUUAUUGAAGGGGAUCUGUCUAGCAGUCCCGAGAUGGUCAAAGUCUACGUCGGAGAACAAGAGGAUGAGUUCCUAAUCCCCAGACUGGAAAUUGACCGGCGACCUCAUCUAUCUGACGUGAAGAUCGGUUGCGUAGCUACCAUGGAUGACGGCACUACACGAUUGGACCUCCAGUGCCUGAAGGACAUUGAUCCCGUUGAUUUCCGGUUCGUGGCCGAAUUUCUGUCGACCGGACAGUUCGGACAUUCUGUAAUCAACGAGCACAAUCGUGACAAGGCGAUCGCAGAAUGUGCAGCUGCAUGGCCUAUUGCGGACCAGAUCGUGUUAGAAGAUCUACUUGAUCAUAUUGUUGCAAAGGUGCAGCAAGCGCGACCGUGGCAGCCGGAAGAAGCUUGGUUUUUUGCGCUCAUGGUUUACGAGACUGCAGGCACUCCGCUUGAAGCAUACAGAUGUAUGAAAGACAUGAUUGCGAAGUCGAUGGCCGACAAUCUGUUUGAGCUGAUCCGUCGGCUCGACGAGGGUUUCCUAAGACGGUUUCAGAAGUUACCCGAACUUGAGCGCGAUGUGUACAGGAUACUCGGAGAGAGGGCGGAGCAGAAACUCGACGAAUAA